Molecule: messenger RNA, 1798 nt
Organism: Cheilinus undulatus (humphead wrasse)
Lineage: Eukaryota; Metazoa; Chordata; Actinopteri; Labriformes; Labridae
Gene: ssb
Product: small RNA binding exonuclease protection factor La
Exons: 12
Coding region: 158-1351 (397 amino acids)
Biological process (GO): RNA processing; positive regulation of translation
Cellular component (GO): ribonucleoprotein complex; cytoplasmic stress granule; nucleus
Molecular function (GO): RNA binding
Source: RefSeq, a predicted model, not a curated record
GGAGCCACAAUCGCGUAUGCGCUAAACGUUGAUCUUUUUGGUCCUCGCUGCGCUCCGUAGCACGCAGUUGAUUCAACAACGUGCAAGUAGGAAAGUGAGGACUUUUGGUUUGAACAAUUUUAACAGCAGCAGCUAGAGACUCAACGAAUCAACAAUCAUGGCAGAAAAUCAAGAGAUGUCUCCAAUUGAGAUGAAAGUGGCCCGACAAAUUGAGUACUACUUUGGGGAUCACAAUCUUCCAAGAGACAAGUUUCUCAAAGAACAAAUACAACUUGAUGAUGGCUGGGUCACUUUGGAGACGAUGCUUAAAUUCAACAGACUGAAGUCUUUAACCACAGACAGCAGCGUCAUCGUUACAGCUCUCCAGAAAUCAAAGACGGGUCUCUUGGAAAUCAGCGAAGAUAAGACUAAAGUCAGGAGAUCUCCAAACAAACCCUUACCUGAACAGAAUGAUGACUACAAAGACGCCCUGAAGCACAAAUCUGUGUACAUUAAAGGUUUUCCUCUUGAAACCACCCUCGAUGAGGUUCAGGAGUGGCUGAACGGGAAAGGAACCAUAGAAAACAUUCAGAUGAGGAGAAAUCUGCAAAGGCAGUUCAAGGGAUCAGUGUUCAUCUGUUUUGACACAGAAGAGUCCUCAAAGCAGUUCCUCGAGCGUGAAGACAUAAAAUCUUACAAAGACAAUGAGAUGCUUGUGUUGUCAAGGGAAGCGUACCAUGCAAAGAAAGCAGAGGAGAGAAAAAACUUCAAAACAGAGUCAAAAGCAAAGGCUAGACAAGACAAAGAAGAAAAGCAGAAAAAUGCAGAGGAAAAAGAAAUGGGCGCACUCUUGGAUGAACAGACUGGAUGCUUGCUGAAGUUUUCAGGAGAGCUUGAAGAUGUCUCCAGAGAGGACUUUCAUGAACUGUUCUCUGGGCACGGAAAGAUAAAGUGGGUCGAUUUUACAAGAGGGGCCAAAGAGGGGACUCUCCUUUUUGAUGGGAACGCAAAGGAGGCAUUUGAAAAGGCCAAAGAGGCAAACGGAGGAGAGUUAAAAAUCAAGGACAACAGCGUUGAGUGGCAGGUGCUCGAGGGAGAGGAGGAGAAAGAGGAGCUGAAGAAGAUCAUCGAAGCUCAACAGGAGUCGUACAAUAGGAAACAAGGAAGAGGCGGCAGAGGAAGAGGAGGCGGCAGAGGAAGAGGAGGCCGAAGGGGAAGAGGUGGCAGGGAUCAAGGAAGAAAUCAGUUUAAGGGCAAAAAGACGAAAUUUGAAAGUGAUGAUGAAGAUGAUGAACCUACAGCCCAGAAGAGAGAACUAGAGGAUGCUGAUGGUCCUGCAGCUAAAGUUGCCAAAACUGAGAAUGGAUCGUAGUCAAAAGGCUGCACCCAUAGUUUCUUUUUUGAAAACCUUUAUUAAAAACAGUGAAAAUACAGAGGCGACUUAAUCCAUUCCAGUGAAACUGUCAGGCUGUGGAAAACCGUAAGAAGUCCACCUGGAUGUCAACCUAGAGAAGACCGGCAAAGCAUCUCAUGAGUUUUCAGCCUUUUAAGUCCCUGUAUGUCGUUGUGCCUCUCAUAUCAGUUGUGUGACUAUUUUUCGUUCUUAAGAUACUUUUGAUUUUAUCAACAUAAUUCUGUUCUUUGACGGUAAUUUAAUUUAACCUAUACACAUAGUUGAUUCUGUAAGACCAGUGAUCUCUAGAAUCUGCGUCAUUUGUUUUCUUGUAGAUAUCUGACAUUGAAUUAUGAGAACAUCUGCUUUGCUAUUUUUUUAAGUUUGCAUAUGUGAAUAGCAAAUAAAACCAUUUAUAAAAAUCAA